CCUGUGGUUCAUCAGAGCGGAACUCUUGUCUACGGCAGUAUUUUCCACAGCGACAGAUAUCUGAGUAACUCCUUCCGCUCCUGUUACAGCCUGUUUCCUCGCACAGCAACUGAGCUAACAACUGAGCACUGUUAAAGCGUCCGUUUAUUUACUUUUCUCACAUCUUUCUCUGGUUUUUUUUUUUUUUAACCAUAGAAACACAGAUUUUUCUAACUGAAGAUGACAGACCGCUACAACAUCCACAGUCAGCUGGAGCAUCUGCAGUCGAAGUACAUCGGCACGGGCCACGCAGACACUAGCAAAUGGGAAUGGCUAGUUAACCAGCACAGAGACUCAUACUGCUCCUACAUGGGCCAUUUCGACCUUCUCAAUUACUUUGCCAUCGCUGAGAAUGAGAGCAAGGCUCGUGUCCGCUUUAACCUGAUGGAGAAGAUGCUGCAACCAUGUGGUCCACCAGCCGACAAACCUGAAGAUGCUUAGGGCUUGCGACUGAAUCCCUACUCGAUGUUUUAUAAGGCUCUGCUUUUGAUGUGUUCAUUGAGCGAUGCGCUGAGAGAUCAGAGAGAGAGAGAGAGACCCUGGACACAUGGGGGUUGUGGGUGCUCUUUAAAUCAUCUUGUUUGAGAACCAGCAAAUGUUUUUUUUUUUUUUUCUUUUUUUUUUUUAAUGCUGAUAUUUUUUUUUUUUUGUGAUAUUUUGUAUAGGUUGUUGAACUGAAAGUGUAUUAAGAAAAUAAAGUUGAUACCCUAACACA
Messenger RNA from Ctenopharyngodon idella (grass carp), 754 nucleotides. It is a transcript of the gene sf3b5, whose product is annotated as splicing factor 3b, subunit 5. NCBI's taxonomy places the organism in Eukaryota, Metazoa, Chordata, Actinopteri, Cypriniformes, Xenocyprididae. The transcript is spliced from 2 exons. Gene Ontology annotation, cellular component: precatalytic spliceosome; U2 snRNP. The record is from RefSeq and is a predicted model, not a curated record. Bases 220 to 480 code for a protein of 86 amino acids. Gene Ontology annotation, biological process: mRNA splicing, via spliceosome.